CCCUGAGAGACAGAAAAGGGGCAGAGCCUGAGCCUGGUGCACAUGGGGAUGGGGUGAAGAGAUGGGAGGAUGGAAGGGAUCCUACAGCCAUCACGCUCCGAUGGGGGCUGGGGGCUGAUCAGAGCCUUAGGGCGGGUUUCGAGGUGGGAACCCACACUCGGAUUAAGCCCGAGCAGCUCGGAGUGGCCGCACCUCCCUCCGUUCCCUUCCCGCAGCUCACGGCCGGGCCGGCGGAUGCACGGAGCCGGGAGGCGGCUGCCCUGGCAACGUCACCAUGGCAACGUUACCAUGGCAACGGCGCCAUGGCAACGCGGGCGAGACGGCACCCGGCCGGGGGAUGCGCGAUGCGCUGCGCUGCGCUCCGACCGCCACGACCACGGGACGGAGCCGGGCCGGGAUUCGGAACCUGUAAAGCUCCCGGGAGACAGCAGCCACGCCGGUGUGAGCUCCACGUUACGCCGGGAUACUACGAAGGGUUGGAAAGGUCUCAGCUCCGCCGAUCCCAGGGCAGCUCCUCAAGCUGUUGAUGCACUGCGUGGCUGUGGCACGAGAGAUGAGGUCGAUGGGAUGCAGGAGGGACCGAGCCCCAGGAACUCACACCUGCAGCAGCAGCAGCAGCCCUUGGAUGAAGCUGCACACCCACAUCUCAUCCAAAUGUGUGAAGAGCCGUUUCAAGCUGCUCCUCCACCCCCCGACCUCUGCUCCAUUCCCACCAGCUCAGCUCGGAGACAGAAGAGAAGGAAGGGAGAGGGCUCAUCCCAAGCCAAACUCCAUCCUGCAGCCCUGAGAAGAUGGGCCCUGGUAUAGCUGGUGGCAGCACGGGUGGCAAUAGAGGGAGCAGCACUGAUUUACACCGCUGUUCCUGUGCCACAAGCCACACCCCAGAGAAAUUGGGUCCACAGUGCUGCUGCUGCUGCAGGGAAACUACAACCCCUGCUGAUGUGCUGCUGCUCACAGCAGGGUGCAGAUCAGAGGGACAGCCCAAGUCCAGCAAUGAAUGACAGUAGAGGCAAAUCCCUCCCAGCAGGCUCAGGAAGGAAUGGAUAAAGCUUUGCUUGGGAGCAAGCAGCAGAAAGGGGAUGUCAGGUCCCCCAGCUGCUUGCUUUGAGCCACACCAGCUCCACUGCCUGCACAGCCCCAUCCUGAGUGGCUGCUCUGGGGGGAGAUGAGGUGGGAGGAGGAGAUGGCAGCCCCAGGCUCCCGAAAAAAUGCAGGAUGCAUUAGAACAAGCAGAGCUGCCUGAUUGAUUCUUCAGGCUGAGACGUGGGCUGGAAGUGCCAGGAGAAAAUGGAUCCUCUGAAUAUUUGAUGAACAGAGGCUCAAGGAGGGAGUUUGAUUGGAAAAUUACAGAUCUUUCAAACAAUGGUUCAAGUGCCCUCCAAACACUUUGGUUUCCAGCUCCCUUCCAGUUAGAGGAGCAAGGCUCCACGAGGAAACACCCACACGAUUUAUGAAUGAAGCAGAGCUCCCCACACCUGGCAGCACUCAACCCACUGAAGCCGGCAGCCCGGCAGCUCCAGCACCAGCCCAAGGAUGUGGAAUUCAGGUCCUGCCAUCACUGGGGUCACUGUGGCUGCUUCCUCGGUCCUACAAGGCACCCACACUGCCAUGAACACCAGGGCACACGAGGCUCUAUGGGAUACAUGGCGACGUGGUUCACGUGCAGAGUUCCUGUCUGGACACCCAGCCCAGAGCUCUGCUCCUGUUCCCAGCCUCCAUCCAGCUCCUCUGCACCAGGAAACACCUGCCAAAGCACAGCCAGCACUGCUCCCCACCCCGACAGCAGCUCCAGGGCUGCUGAGGACUCAUCCUCAUCCCCUGAGACCGGCUUCUGUCUGGGGCCCGAGGGGUUUGCUGCCUCACAGAUGGGUGCAAGCAGUAAAUACAGACUCAGCUCAGGCUUCCUGAAUCCGCCUCUGCCUCCAGCCCUGAGCUUUCCGCCCUCCAUCAGACCCCAUCCCUCGUGCACGUCCUUUCCCCUGCAUGGGGGCAAGUGGCUAUUUCUGGCCAGGAACAAGGAAUGCCAGCAGCAGUUUCCCAAGGAAACCCACUCUUGCUUCAGUUCCUUCCUCACCUCGUGCACUCCUGGGCUGAACUCUGAGCUCCUGCUCCCCAGGUGCCAUUGUGCGGCUGUCUGCAGCCAGGCUUUAUGGCUUCCUCCGGGACAUUGGGAACAGGGCUUCACUGGGUUUUGCAUCUCAACGGAGGUGCGUGGAGGGGAGUGUAGGACCCCGAGUCCCACCCCAAAGGGAGUGCCCCAGGUUACCCUAAGGGCAGAAAUAUCCCUUCUCCCUCUUUAUGAGGCUCCUGUUCAGAGCUGGAGUGAUGGAGAGCAGCUGGCUCCCAAGGAGAACAGAAACAGCAAGAUGCAAAGAUAUCAGAAGGAGCUAUCAGCAGCCAGAAGUGGAGAUGCUAAACCUCCAGCUACUCAACAGCAUCACUAGCAGGAGGAGCAGAAGAGACAAGAGCAGCCCUGAUGGGACCAGCAGAGCCUUUUGUAAGAACCAGAAGCUUUUAGCCAAACCUCCUUUGGCAGCAGCAGCUCUUGGUGUCCAGCACCCUCCUCCAGAUGCUGCCAAAGCCAAGGGAAAGCAAGAGCCAACCCCAGGAACACAUUUCCCAGCACACAUCAACAACCACAGAGCCAGGCCUAUGUCUGGGGAGCCUUUGCCCAUGGGACUCCACCGAUCCCAGGACUUUCCUAAGUCCCCAUCUCAAUGACAAGGGUGUGAAUUUCGCAGAGCACACCCGACCCUUGGUGAAACCCUGUGCAGGAGCACUGGGGCUGCAGGUCUGUCCAUACACCCAGGGAAAA
This is a messenger RNA of Meleagris gallopavo (turkey), 2815 nucleotides long. The record is from RefSeq and is a predicted model, not a curated record. Lineage: Eukaryota; Metazoa; Chordata; Aves; Galliformes; Phasianidae.